UUUGUGUCGAAUCUGCUUCCCUCGUUCACAGACAGACGACAACAUGGCGGCGCCUGCAAAACAGUACGGGCUGAUCUUGUCACAGAGGAAGGGGGCGUCAAAGACAGCCGUCCUGCAGAAAACAUCCGUGUUUGGGGAUGACUCUGACGAUGAGACUUCAGUUGGGGAGAGUUUGCAGAAGGAAGCUAUCAAAAAGAAAAUGAUGAAGCAGACUCGUUUGGAGAUGCAGAAGGCCUUGGAGCAGGACAGCACAGUAUAUGACUAUGAUGCUGUGUAUGAUGACAUGCAAAAACAGAAACUUGACAGCAACAAAAAAGUUUUGGGAGGCGCUGACAAAAGGCCAAAAUAUAUCCAUCAUUUAAUGAAAGCAGUAGAGGAUCGAAAGAAAGAGCAAGAACGGAGGGAUGAGAGGAAGAUCCAGAAGGAGCGGGAAGCAGAAGGGGAACAGUUUGCUGAUAAAGAUGCUUACGUUACUUCUGCCUAUAAGAAAAAACUGGAAGAGCAGAAGGAGGAACAAGAGAGAGAGAAAAGACAGGCAGAGAUAGAAGCUGCUUUGGAUGUGAGGAAACAGAAAGACUUGACUGGCUUCUAUCGUCAUCUGUUGAAUCAAACUGUUGGAGAAGAAGCAAUACCAGAUCGCACCGCAGAGAAAAGUCAAACCUCAAAUCUUUCAAAAGACUCAGAGAGGACCUCCCCUGCUUCCUCAGCGAUGCUGCAUGAGAGUGAGAACGUCCUAGAUUCCGGCAGUGACAGUGAGGGGGACCGGGAGAGGAAGUGUGCUUUUAACAAGUCUAGUGGAGGGGCCACACACUCGAAACGCCAAUACAGACAGAGGUCGCCUUCGUCGGGGAGUGGAGAGGAGAAGGAGAAGGAGAAGGAAAGGGAGAGAGAGAGAGACAGACAUAAGAAGAGCCAUAGAGACCAAGGGAGAGAGAGAGACAGAGACAGAGACAGACACAGGGAAAGAGAAAGAGACAGGGAAGACAGACACGGAGACAGACGAAGUGACAAGGAUAGAAAGAAAGAGAGAGACAGGGACAGAGAUAGAGGUAGAGACGAUGACCACAGCAGAGAGAGGGGGGAUAGAGUGAGGGAAGACAGGCAUAGCAAGAGGGACAGGAGCCCCAAAGAAAGGGAACGGGAUAAAAAUGGUGAAAGAGAGAAGAGGAAGAAUCAUGAAAAUGAAUGGGAGGAAAAAUAUCAAGAGGAAGAGAAGAAUGCAAGGAAAGAACCUGAGAGAGAGAGGGAACUGAAGAAAGAGGAAAUGGCUCCUGAAAAGGACAAAGCAGUCAGGGAGGGCCCAAAGGACAAAGAAGAUACACUGCAAAAAGAGGGUGAGGAAAAAGAGGAAAAAGAGGAAAAGGCAAGCAAGUUUGCGAAGCGCUACAACGAUCAGACUGUGAGCUCGGCUCGGGAGAGGUACAUGGCCAGACAAAUGGCCCGCUCGGCCUCCAAGAGCUACAUAGAGAAGGAGGACGACUGAGGACUGUUGAAUGCAUGUCAAAAUUAUCUCUGACUUAAACUCAAACUUUCUUUCAAAUAAGAUUAAUAUGCUGGAGUUUUCAAAAAAAAAAAAAAAAAAAAAAUCCUUUAAAGAGCAGAAAAACCAACUUCAACUGUCACCCCUCUUCUAAUGAUUCUCCUGCUACCACCUUCCAUGCUGAAGAUCUACUGUCUUAAAACUGGAGAACACAUAUUAAGUUUCAUCCGACUUCCCAAAGCACUGUGGAAAUGACUAGUCCAGGGUUUACACUGUAGACGUGAGUAAACAUCCCUCCCCAAGAGGAAGUGUUUGUUUAAUAAUCACACUGACGGAUUUAGUACACAGAUUAGAUUUGUGCAGCUUUCUGGCAGACUUGAUCAUCAGCCGCCGUGCUGUGAGCUAUUUUAUUUAUUAGCCAUAACUUGUAAUACUCACUCCACUAUGCACCACGGUGGACAGGAUGAGGAGGCAGGGUGUGCUCACGGUCCACCAGGACAGAAGUAGUUCAAGGUUUGAUUCUUAUAAGGAUGCUGAUGUGUAAACAUCUGAGUUUAAGCUCUUGUGUCGUCACAUGCAGGGGAAAGUGUAAAUAAAACGAAAUACCUUUGUUGUUGAAUGAGUUUUGGGGUGAUUUGUGAAAAAGUAACUGUCUUUGUUCACUUUUGUGUCUCUGAUGCGGUCAAUAAUGACUUCAUUAAAAUAAUUUCAUUGUU
Messenger RNA from Cololabis saira (Pacific saury), 2196 nucleotides. RefSeq names its product nuclear speckle splicing regulatory protein 1 (gene nsrp1). The coding region runs from base 44 to 1483 and encodes 479 amino acids. The record is from RefSeq and is a predicted model, not a curated record. The transcript is spliced from 7 exons. NCBI's taxonomy places the organism in Eukaryota, Metazoa, Chordata, Actinopteri, Beloniformes, Belonidae. Gene Ontology annotation, biological process: regulation of alternative mRNA splicing, via spliceosome.